This is a messenger RNA of Bursaphelenchus xylophilus (pine wood nematode), 4370 nucleotides long. Lineage: Eukaryota; Metazoa; Nematoda; Chromadorea; Rhabditida; Aphelenchoididae. The record is from the annotation of a GenBank genome assembly.
AUGACCGAUGCUGAGAAAGAAAAAGAAAAAGGGGCAAAUGAACAAGCUCGACUGGAGGCGCAGCUAUACUACCAUGGAAUUAGGGAGACCGAAGAGGUCAUGUACGUUUUCUUCAGUUUCUUUUUAGGUUUUUAGGGCCAAAAAAUUAAUCUGCAACGAUUUUUUGAAUUUCAAAAAAAAAAUUUUAGGGUACAAUUAAAUUUUUUAAAAUUGAUUAAAUUUUGCAGGAGACCUCUAAAUGGCCCAAAAAUUAGUCCUAGAAAAUUUUAUUGCUCAUUUUAUACCCACUGCUGAGAUAUUCAACGGUCUUUUUUCUGAGAGAGUAUGCAAAAUGAGGAGGUUAGACAAAAAAAAAAUAAUUUUUUGGCGAUAUCUUCGCUGAUUUUGCUGGGAAAAUUUUGAUUUUUUGUAGAAAUAUUAUAUUCCCCAUUUCUAAUACUCUGAAAAAUAAAAAAUACGAGUUUUGAAAUUUUUUACUAAAAAAUUUUUUUUUAAUUUUUGUCCAAAUGUGAGCUAAAAAUUUCAAAUUUAUGUUGGAAAACUCUAACUCUUAAUUUUUACCAAUUUUUACCAAACCCUGAGCCAACAAAUGCCCAAAAAACUAUUGAAAAAACCAAUUUUUUUCAGUUCCGAACUCCGCCAUUCGGGCGAUUUUAUUGUCCGCGCCACCCUCGCCGAUGGGGUUUUUCGGAUCUUCUUGCACGUGAAAACAAAAAAGGAGCUGGUUCAGCACUGGCUUUGCGUGGUCAACAACAAAUAUUGUCUGGAUACGGAGAGAAAUAAUGACAAGCGGAUGGCCUUCGAUUCGGUGGCUUUAUUGAUAAAUCAUUACGCUCAAUACCCCCUUCCUUCCGGCCAACGACUGGUCUUUGGAGUUCCACGGUGAGUUUUUGCGAUUUGCAGGGCAAAAGGGGCGAUUUUUUGGUCGAAAUUUGGUUAAAAAUUGGAAAAAUGCCUGAGGCGAUGAUUUCGGAUUUUCUUGAAAUUUGGCAUGCUGACUCGAAAUGGGCCAUAAAUGAAUGCCUGAAAGUUUUAUCGCUCUCCUUCCACCCGCUGGCGAGAUAUUCAAUGAUCUUUUUUGGAGAGAGCACGUAAAAUGAGGAGAGCCGGUCGGAGAAAAAUAUUUUUUUUGGUCAUAUCUUUGUGGGUUCCGCUGGGAAAAAUUUGAUUUUUUGUAGAAACACUGUACACUCCUGAAAUAGCAGAGUAUGAAAUUUUCAAUCCUAGUCGAAAUUUUCAAUCCAAUCAAAAAAACUUUUUAUUUUUUCAAUGUUUCGAGCAAAAAAUCUCGUUGGUCUUCGCAAGAAAAAAUCGCCUAAAAUUUUCGCAAAUACUUUAUUAUGAAACUAGCCUGUAGAUUUGUUCAUAAUUUUGCAAUUUUCAAUUUUUUUUCAGCCCAAAAUGGCUGAUUCGCCACAGCUCCACCGAUUACAAGGACCAAGAUCGUCUGGGCAGUGGGAACUUCUGUGAAGUCUUCAAAGGCACAAUGACCAUGGAUGGGGUCAAAAAAAUUGUCGCGAUCAAGGUGUGUCACGGAACAACGGAUCCAAUGGACGCGAAAUUACAAGAAGUCAGGGAGGCUUGGCACAGCAUGUUGUAUGAGGCCAAGAUCAUGUCCAAAUAUCGGCAUGAGAAUAUUAUUGAGGUUAGUUAGAAAAAUUGGAGGGAAAUUUGAAAAAAAAAUCAUUUUUCUUUCAUUUUGAAAACAUUUUUUUUUAAUUUUUUUGCCUCGAAACUUCGAAAAAAACCGCCAAAACUCAUUUUUUCUCUGAACGUCUCUUCAUUUUUCAUAGUCUCUCGUCUCCAAUGAUUGCCAGCGGAGAAAACGAUGAUCACAAAAAAUUUGUCUUCCGAAGUUCUACGAGGCUAAUUUUUUAUUUUCAGUUCCUCGGAGUCGCCUGUGAUCAUCCUCCAAUCAGAAUCAUCCUGGAAUAUUGCCCUGGAGGGAGCUUGGAGAGUCACCUCAAGAAUGAUAAAAUUGAGAUUUCCCAAGUUGAAUUGGUCCUGUACGCAUUCGAAACAGCGAAAGGAAUGAGGUAUCUGCACACUCAGAAAUGCCUUCACAGAGAUUUGGCUGCGAGAAAUUGCUUGAUCUCCUCAAAGUAAGAGAAUUUGGAGAAAAUAAUUCAAAGCAAAAAAAUUAUUUUUUUUUUUUUUGGAUUUUAGGUUUGAAAAUUUCAGCCUCUAUUACAAGUGGGGUGUUUAACGCUUGUAGAAAAAAUCAAUUUUUCCCCAGCGAAAUCCGCAAAGAUAUAGCUCAAAAACGGUCACUGUCUAACCGACUCUCCUCAUUUCGCGUGCUCUCUCGAAAAAAGAUCCUUGAAUAUCUCAGCUGCGAGAGCAAAGAUAGAGCUAAUAUUUUCAGGGAUUACUUUGGGGGAUAUUUAGAGGAGGCAUGCAAAUUUUGAAAAAAAUCUGAGAUGUUGAAAAAAUUCAAAAAAAAAAAAAAAAAAUCAAAUUUUGAGAAAUUCAAAAAAUAUUUUUUUUCUUGAUUUUUUGAAGACAUCAGCCAUAAUUUAUCAGGUCUAAUUUUUGCAGUAAUUUCAAUUUUCACUUCCGUUUUUUCAGAGGUCAACUCAAAAUCUCCGAUUUUGGCCUAAGCCAGCUGGUCGAUGACAUGGAGGGUAAAAAGGACGAAAAGAAAAUCUCGAAUGUCCCAUUGAAAUGGAUGGCCCCGGAAACACUCUCGAAAAGCCCGGUGUACCUUCUGAAUAGUGAUGUUUGGUCCUAUGGAGUACUUCUUUAUGAGAUUUUCAACAAAGGAAAGGUGGUUUUUGAUGACGAAGAUGAUUUCAAGAAGGUUGCCAAGAAAAUUCAUUUUGGAGAGAUGCCCAAAUUCCCGCACACAGCACCAGAAUUAAUCAGGACACUGGUUCGGGAGGAGAUUUGGUGAGAUUUCGCGAUUUUUCGGGGGGAAAUUUCAAAAAAUGAGCGAAAUCAAGUGCAAUAUAGAAAAUUUCUUUGAUUUUGAUGAUUUUUCGGAUGAUUUUGGGGCUUUGAAAGGCUUUGUUUGUUAUAAAAAGGCUCGAGGAGUAAUAAAAUGCCAUUUCCAGGCAAGUCGAACCGGAAAAACGCACAAUGUUCACUGAAAUUGUCCCAUUGUUGUUGGCCUACCUAGAAGAACACAUGGCUGAGUUCCCACAGAUCGAUGAUCUGGCUGUGAAUAAAAUCAAGGGAGUCAAGAGACUCUGCAUUUUCUAUGUAAGCCAUCAUUUUCGAAAAAAUGGGCUUGGAUUGCACUGUGCAAAAAUUUUCAUUUUCUGCACAGUGCAGUGUGUUUUUGGACUAAAAAUUGCCUCAGGGUUGGAUAAGUUGCAUGAAACUUGGCAUCAUUGAUGACAAAGGGUCUAAGAGUCAUGUAAAACAAAAUUAUACAGCGUUAUGCGGGAACUGCAAAAAUGUGAGCCCUUUAAUUUUAAAAUCUAUUUUUGAAUAUUUUUCAGUCAUAAGUCGCCAAAAUUUUCUUUUCAUAGACUAUUUUUUCAAAUGUCCAUAGACUUCUAAUGAUCUCUAAGCACAUUGACUACAGUGGCGGACCUGAUCCAGUGGCAAAAAACGUACCAUUUUCCAUCCGGGAAGUAUCAAAAAAUGCAGCAAAAUGCCUCCCUCUCCAACUAAAAAAACUUCGUUUUGAAGGGCCCUCACAAAAAGAACGAGUGCGCUUUCGAAAUCGGAGUUUUUUCACUUGGAGAGGGAGGUAUUUUGCCACAUUUUUUGAUACUUCCCGGAUGCAAAAUGAUACAUUUUUGCCACUGGAUCAAGUCCGCCACUGUAGUCAAUGAGCUUAGAGAUCAUUAGAAGUCUACGGACGUUUGAAAAAAUAGUCUGUGAAAAGAAUUUUUUUUGCCGACUUAUGACUGGAAAAUGUUCAAAAAUAAAUUUAAAAAUUAAAGGACCCAUAUUUUUGCAAUUUCCGCAUAACGCUGUAUAAUUUUUUUUUUUGAAAUAACUUGUAGACCCUUUGUCAUCAAUGAUGCCAAUUUUCAUACAACUCAUCCAACUCUGAGGCACUUUUUAAUCCAAAAACCCACUACACUGUGCAGGAAAGGAAAAUUUUCGAAAAAACCCCCAAAAAAAUUUUACACUCAAAAAUUUGCACUGUGCAGACAAAUUUUAGAUUUUUUCUAUUUCAGACUUCCCGUCAAGACCUCCUAAAACGAGACCAUUACAUUGGCGGAGUGAGUCGAAGAAGGAGCAAAGGCCGUCCACGAUCCAAGGAAGAGGCGCGGCCUAGGCAUUCGAAAAAGAAGAAAAGUUUGUCAAAGGAGUCGAAAGAUCUGAAGAAAAAUGAUGAACGAAGCGAUAUGGUGGGAUCUGAAUAUAAAGACUACUCCGACGAUUCGAAAAAGAAACGACCGGAAAAAACUUGA